UCCAAGUGCUAGCGGAUAAUAAUACAGACAGAGAGCUCAAACAAAGAAAGAUUGAUAGAACGAGGGAAGAGAGGAGCGAACGAGUGAACAGUGCAAAAAGAAAAGGAGGGAAAAGAAAGAAAGAGACGGUGGCAGGCAACGGGGGAGAGAGAGAGGAGGAGAGAAAGAGAGAGAGAGAGUGAGAAAGACAGUGUCGCCAUUUCAAAAAUGACUUUUGAGGAGGAGCUCUGAGCUCUGCACCAGGAACACUCUGCUGAAACCCCAUCACGCAGGAGGAGAGCUUCACACACACCACUCCACCCUCACUCGCCUGAUCUCAGAUGGAGGUGGAUGCAGCUGAUAAGCGCCAUCGUACGCGAUCCAAAGGUGUGCGAGUUGCCGUGGAGACUGGGGCCCAGGAGCUGUUCAGCUGUCCCACACCAGGGUGUGACGGGAGUGGGCAUGUGAGAGGCAAAUACGCUAGGCACAGAAGUGUCUAUGGAUGUCCUUUGGCCAAGAAGCGGAAAAGCCAGGAGAAACCUCCACAGGAGCCAGCCACCAAACGCCGACCGUUUUUAACCAUGGCUGACGGAGAGGCGGCGAUGUACGAGGGCUACGAGGUGGACGCUAUGGACGAGGGUGAGGAGAGAGAGCAAGAAGACCUGGAGGAGGAAGUGGAGGAAGAGGAGGAGGAAGGUGAAGAGGAAGAAGAAGAGUGCUCCGAGGACAACGAAGAGCCUGGAGAGGAGGAAGAGGAGGAGGAAGAGGAAGAGGAAGGAGAGGUGGAGAGGGAGGAGGGAGAAGAGGUGGAGCAGAUGGAUGAGGAGGUGGAGGACGAUGAGGAAGUGGUGGAGCAGGAUGGAGAUGAUGAACAAGAUGAGGAGGAAGAACAAGAAGAAGAAGAUGAGGAUGAGCAUGAGGAAGAGGAGGAAUAUGAAGAUCAGACUCAUCAGCGAGAGAAAAAUUAUUCCAGUUGUGGACAAUCAAAGCCCAGUCACAUGGUGGAGAAAGACAACAACAACAACAAUGCGACAAACGAGGAGUAUGAAAACUAUGAUGAACUGGUGGCCAAGUCUUUGCUGAACCUGGGUAAGAUAGCAGAGGAUGCCGCCUACCAGGCCAUGACGGAAUCUGAGAUGAACAGCAGCUCCUCCAACAGUGCGGGUGAGGAGGAAGACGAGGAGGAAGACGAGCAGGGCAGCCGGAAGGGUGAGUUAAGUGUGGACCUGGACAGCGAUGUCGUGCGGGAGACUGUGGACUCUCUGAAGCUCCUGGCCCAGGGCCACGGGGCUGUGCUGCCAGACGAGGGCUUCCCCGAGGCCCACAAUGGCCAGGCCGAGGAGAAUGAGGAGGAGGUGUGCCUCAGCAGCCUGGAGUGCCUGAGGAACCAGUGCUUCGAUUUAGCCCGCAAGCUCAGCGAGACGCAGCCAGCUGAACAGCAGCACCAUAUCGAGCAACAGCUGCAGCAGCAACAACCACUGCUUCACAUGCCCCGCUAUGAAACCUGUCAGAACGUCCCCAUGGAGCAGCCCAGAACCCUGGAAAGGAGCUACUCAGACAUGGUCAACCUGAUGAAGCUGGAAGAGCAACUCAGCCCAGCAUCCAGAGGAUACACGACCAGCUGCAUCGCUGUCCAGGAAGGUGAUGAAGACACCACGUCUGUGGCCUCAGAACGCUCAGACGAAGCCUUUGACAUGACCAAGGGUAACCUGUCCCUGCUGGAGAAGGCCAUUGCACUGGAGUCAGAGCGGGCCAAGGUCAUGCGGGACAGGAUGCUGCCUUCGGAGCAUGGAAUAGGCCGCAGGGACCAUCCACGGCUGCAUGGGGAACAUAGCCCCAGACAGAGCAGUGGAGCUGAAGAACGCAAAGUCAGACUCCAUGAUGGGGCAAAGAGAGCAUACUACCCUAAAGAUUCCUCAAGGGCUGAGAAAAAAGAGAGCAAGUGUCCCACCCCAGGAUGCGACGGCACGGGCCACGUCACUGGCCUGUACCCGCACCACCGAAGUCUGUCUGGCUGCCCUCACAAAGACCGCGUACCACCAGAAAUUCUUGCAAUGCAUGAGAAUGUUCUAAAGUGCCCCACGCCUGGCUGCUCAGGACGCGGCCACGUUAAUAGCAACAGGAACUCCCACCGCAGUCUCUCGGGUUGUCCGAUAGCUGCUGCUGAGAAGAUGGCUAAGGUUCAGGAGAAGCACCAGUCCUGCGACGGCACCAAGUCCAACCAAGCGUCUGACCGCGUGCUGAGGCCAAUGUGCUUUGUGAAACAACUAGAGAUCCCACAGUAUGGUUACAAGAACAACAUCUCUACCAGCACGCCCCGCUCCAACCUGGCUAAGGAGCUGGAGAAGUACUCUAAGACCAGUUUCGACUAUGGUGGGGGCUACGACAGCCAGCCCCAUGCCUACAGUAAGCGUUCCCUCACCCAGAAGAACCAUGGACGAGAUACCUUGCCCAGGGGAUAUGAUGACACAUUUGCUCUCAGCAUUCAUCAUGGAACAUCAGAUCAUCCAAUAAGCGAGUCUUCAGCUAAGCGCUACUGUAAGACCUCCAGUCCGGCCAGCAGUACAACGAGCAGCUACGCUCCGAGCAGCAGCAGCAGCAGCAGCCUGAGCUGUGGGGGCGGCAGGGGGGGCAGAGGAGGAGAGAGCAGUGCCAGCAGCACCUGCAGCAAAAGCAGCUUCGACUACACACACGACAUGGAGGCGGCGCACAUGGCAGCCACAGCCAUCCUCAACCUGUCCACACGCUGCAGAGAGAUGCCCCAGAGCCUGACCGGCAAAGGCCCCGAACUGCUCGCACAGAGUCCAGAUGAGCGGGACGCAGAGGAUAACAGUACGCUGGAUCUGAGUGUGGGUCGUGCAGGUGGGCUGGGGGAGGGUACGGUUCUCACCCCGCUACAGCCCAUGUCCCCCCAGCGCCAGGCACUGCUCAACAGCCGCUGCUACCAGAUGAGCCCAGCUGACUGCUGGGACCCGCCCGUGGAUUACACCAAGAUUAAACGGCUGCACGAGGACCACAAAGAGGAUGAGCUGGAUCCAUUUCAGGAGCUGCUAGAGGAUCAGCAGUACCCGGGCGAGGUGUCCCUUCCCAGCCCAAAACACAAAUAUGCCCCUUGCAAGGAGAGCAAGAAAGAGCUCCUCACGCUCUCCAGCUGCCAGCUGGCUGACAAGGGCAUGCGUGGCAUGAUGGCAACCAAUUCACAGGAUCUGAAGUGUCCAACUCCAGGUUGCGAUGGCUCCGGGCACAUAACAGGCAACUACGCCUCACACAGGAGUUUGUCAGGCUGUCCUCGAGCAAAGAAGAGUGGAAUUAAAAUCAUGCACAGCAAGGAGGACAAGGACGACCAGGAGCCAAUCAAGUGUCCUGUGCCAGGGUGUGACGGUCAGGGUCAUGUGACAGGGAAGUAUGUGUCUCACCGCAGCGCCUCCGGCUGCCCACUGGCUGCUAAGCGGCAAAAGGAUGGCUUUGUGAAUGGAGCUCCGUUUGCCUGGAAGUCUGGCAAGACGGACGGCAUGACAUGCCCCACGCCCGGCUGUGAUGGCUCAGGCCACGUCAGUGGCAGUUUCCUCACACACCGCAGUCUGUCUGGUUGUCCCCGUGCCACUUCAGCCAUGAAGAAGUCUAGGAUAACUGGAGUGGAAAUGCUUACUAUCAAGCAGCGUGCAAGCAAAGGGAUAGAGAAUGAUGAAGAAAUCAAACAGCUGGAUGAAGAAAUCAAAGAUCUAAAUGAAUCGAACAACCAAGUAGAGUCAGACAUGAUUAAACUUAGGACUCAGAUCACCACCAUGGAGACCAACCUGAAGUCCAUGGAGGAGGAAAACAAGGCCAUUGAGCAGCAGAAUGACUCACUGCUGCAUGAGCUGGCCAAUCUCAGCCAGUCACUCAUCAACAGCCUGGCCAACAUCCAGCUCCCUCAUAUGAAACCGGUGCCACUGAAAGAGGCCCCUGUUAAAAAUUACUGCUGUUUACAGAUGCCCCACAGAGAGCCGAUGAACGAGCAAAACUUUGAUAGUUACGUGAGCACUUUGACAGAUAUGUACACUCAUCAGGACCAGUACCAGAGCCCCGAGAACAAGGCCCUGCUGGAGAACAUCAAACAGGCCGUGCAGGGCAUCCAGGUGUAGCUCGCUGAGCCGCCGCCAGGUAACGGGGUCACAUACGCAAGCGCUGAUCAGCAAAAAGAAAACAAAAAAGAGGAAUGAAGAAACAAGAAAAAAACAUGUACAAAUAUGGAUAAUGAUUAUGAUUUUUUGCUGCUGUAAUUUAUUGUAUUAUCUUGCAUUAUUUAUGAUUCUGUUAUGCUUUUGAGGGGGAAAAAAUACCUAACUUAUUUGUUGCCUUGCUUUAAAGAUGAUUACCAAUGGCAAAUGUUUUGAGGAACAUUCAUGUUUUGUACAUUUUUCAUAUGACCUGACAUAAUGUGAUGUACUGUUUAUAGCUGCUAAUGUAUGCACAUUUUAGUGUAUAUGUAUUUACUAAUUGUAAACAAAACCAUCCAUUGUUUUAAAAGCUUACUGACAAAAGGGGGGGAAGAAAAAAAAACAUUGCAGUGUUGAAGAGGAGAGGUGAACGGGAAUGUAAAGGGCAAUCAGCUAAUAAGCUUUUUUCUGUUUGGAAAUAAGAGGAGUUCAGUAUGUGCUGUGCAGGUUGUUCAAUGGAUGUUAAAUGGUUAAUUUUGUAACAAUAUUACGGAACUUCAUAAAGAUUCGUCUUUUGUUCAGAGAUACAUUUUACAGUGGUCAGUGUGGGCACUCUAAUGAAAUACAUGUAUCGCUCUUUGCGCUUUUGUUUGUUUGUUUUUCAAAAGGUUAAAAAAACACAAUAAAAAUGAACGGACAAAAAGACCUCAACAUUCUCGUGAAACAUCAUAACACGGAACCCCACUUAGUGCAAAUCCCAAGAUCGUGAGAGAUAUAAAUAUUUCAUAAGCGACUCCAUUCUUAACGUUAUUUCCAUUCAGUGAAGGCCAAUCACUAUGGAAAGAAAUUUUAAGGAGACAAUCCAGCAUAAAUUGUGAAUUUAUGAUCGUAAUCUAUUAGUAGGUAGUGAGAUAUAGCAUAUCAGCAAUAUAUGACAAUGAAUCAAUCAUUUAUUUAGAUAUGGGAUGCAAAAGUUCGGGUAUAUGCAAUUUCUUAUUCUUGACAUCACAGAAAACUGAGUAAUCUUUUUACUAAAUGUAAAGUAUUAAGUUUUAUAUAAAUCUUUUACUACAAUCAUGUUUUAGGGUUUAAACAUGAGUGAUCAAGUCCAAAUGGAUGAAUGCAUAUGCAUUAUGGUUUUACAUUUCUCAUGUUCUGUUUUGCACAGGGACGUCUUCGUUUCCAUGUUUUGAUGUUUUUUAUUAUUUAUUUUAAAAAGUCAAAAUAACAGGGAGGUGCCCAGAAGCCAGAAUAGUGGGGAAAGUUUUUUUUUUUUGUUUUUUGUUUUUUUUGUUUUUUUUGGUGGGUUUUUUGGUUUUUUGUUUUUUUUGUUUGCAGAGAGUAAAUCUGCGUGUGAAUGUGAGAUUAAGUGUGUUGGACUUACAGGGUUAACGUCACAAUAUGUUACAUCACUACAUCACAGUUAUGCAGCACUUGUCUUGUAGGAUUGUUCAGUUAUCAUGUAGAAAAGCGUAAAAAUCAGCAUCAGAUGCAAAACACAUUGCUAGAUUUCCAUUAUGACCUGUCAGAACAUUACUCAUCAAGGGCAGUUUUUAUUACAUUUGUGGAAACCUGUGACUCAUUAUCAUGUUAUUCAUUUUUGGGUUUGUGUCUAUGACAAAUCAGAAGCACUUUAAGCUCUAUGAAUCACAGAAACUCAAGUACGGUGUUACAGAUCAUUUUUAUGAAUUGGACAAUGACGUUGUAGUGGCCUAACAUCCUGUGGGUGCACAUUUAAGCAUUUGUGAUUCGUGAUCACUUUAUAUUACUGCAGAUCAUCUAAGGAACUACACUAUGGCCCAGUUUCCUGGAAGUAGAUUAAGCCUAGUCCACAUGCCCAGUAGUGAACCAUCAUUGGAAGUUCUUUUUAGUCUAGGAUUAGACUUAAUGUUGGUCUGGAAAACUGGCUCCAUGCGUCUAAAAGAUUGCAGACAUCUUGCAGAUUCUUCCAAGAUCAGGGGUAUUAAUAAGGAGUUUGACCCCCUUUACUGCAGUAACAGUCGCAACUCUUCUGGGAAGGCUUUACACUAGAUGUGGGAACAUUGCUGUGAGGAUUUGAUUGCAUUCAGUCACGAGAGCAUUAGUAAGGUCAGCUACUGAUUUUGGAUGAUUAGUUCUGUAUCACAAAUGCCACUCCAACUCAUCUCAAAAGAAGUGGACAAAGCUCCAUCACUCCAGAGAACACAGUCCUGGGGGUCUUUAUGCCCCUUUAGCCCAGUUAUUCUCAAACUUUUGUAUUUUAAGGCCAGUUAUUAACUUAACAAACAAGGACCAUUCUGCACCUUACCCAUUCUUUACCCAAGCUUUCUCCACAGCUAUUGCUGACCUGGCAUAGCACUGUUCUAAGACAGUACAGCUAAUUCAUUAAGGGGGCACUUUGUGGCCAUGAAUUGUGAUUGGCCGGCACACAUAUCAAAUUUUAAUGAUGUUUAAUAACAGGUACCAUUUUUAAACAAGUACCACUUUUUUAGAAAUGGCCAAUGCAGAUUUAAUAAACUGACAAAAUGAAAAAUGACUAAGCUGAUUUUUUUCUACGGCCAUUUCCCACCUCUGCUCUGCAUGGCUACAGAGCAUCCCAUUCUGUAGGCAGUGCUUUUCUAUGGAGAUUAUCCAAGAUGUAUCUGCACAACUAAACACCUGUGUCAGUGCCUGUGGUGCACCAGUAGCUGAAUUCAUUAAUUAGAAGGGGUGUCUGGAUACUUUUGGACAUACAGGGUUGGUUUGUCCUGGUCUACAUUUUCCUGUCAAUGGAGAAUCUUCAUUCAGAAUGCUGUGUAAUCCAGGACUAGGCUUGACCCCCAUUCAGGAAGUCGACUCAUAAUGUAUGUGUGCACCCACAAACUCUAACACUUGAUCUCACCAUUGUAAGGUGGUGUUAAGUUAAAUAUGGAGGCCUACAUCAGGCAGUUACCAGAACAGAAUUAAUGCCUGAGUUCAGUGGUUUGAGAGUCGGUUGUGUAUAAUAAGCAUGAGCCUCAUGCUAUGUUGUCACAGCGAUUGUGAUGGAUGGUGAUUAUACAUGGACUGACCAUGCCAUUAUCACACCCUUCUUCUUUCUUUCUUCAUUUAGACUAGCUCUGCAUUUCUGAAGAGUUCAUGCGAAGGUGCUAGUCAUUCUCAUGGUUCAUCCAUCCAAAUGGACUAACAGGUCAAAAUAUCUGCCUCUCCAUCUUCCUACUCCUCUCUCCAAAGCUUUGUGUAUGCAGCUGCCAAUAUAGUAAUGCUUCUAAUAGACCGAUAGCAAAAUUUCCUUUCAUAAACGUAUCAUAACUGAUUCGACAGGAAAAAAAGGAUUUUAAGCACAAUUCUGCUGCUCACCUUCUGUUCUAACAUAUUGCAGUAUCUAAUUAAAGGAAAACGUUAUCUGUAACUAUUUAAAUAGAAAACACUAACUACACUAUCACAUGCUUGAAUGCAGAAUACGUUUCUUAUUACUAAUUGUGAAUUCAUCAGGUUACGACGUACCAUUUGAAAAGGACUUCAACAAAUCAUUUUAAAACAGGAUUUUAUAUAAAAAAAAGAAACAUGGCUUUCUCUUGGCCUCUUGCUCUCUAUCUAGCUCUUUCUCUCCCUAUUUUAUUAUUAUUAUCAUUUUUUUUAAAUCACAUGGCAUGAUUUUUGUUGAUAUGAUACUUUUUGCUGUAAAUGUUUAAGAUCACACGUUGCAGUGAUAUUUCAUUUUGAAAUUGUGAACUUUGUACAAUUUUUAUCAUGCUGGUGUUGACAUCUCUUACUCAAUAAAAACUUGUGUUGCCACA
This is a messenger RNA of Colossoma macropomum (tambaqui), 7876 nucleotides long. RefSeq names its product myelin transcription factor 1-like, a (gene myt1la). Gene Ontology annotation, cellular component: nucleus. The record is from RefSeq and is a predicted model, not a curated record. NCBI's taxonomy places the organism in Eukaryota, Metazoa, Chordata, Actinopteri, Characiformes, Serrasalmidae. Bases 321 to 4103 code for a protein of 1260 amino acids. Gene Ontology annotation, biological process: regulation of transcription by RNA polymerase II. Gene Ontology annotation, molecular function: DNA-binding transcription factor activity, RNA polymerase II-specific; zinc ion binding; RNA polymerase II cis-regulatory region sequence-specific DNA binding. The transcript is spliced from 24 exons.